GGCGCUCUCCCGGGCGCCUCUGCAGCCCCCCGGCCCGCCGCGGGCCCCCCAGCCCGCAGCCCGGCCCGCAGCUCCCCUGCCGGGGCGCGCCGCCCGGCCCUGUGGCCCGGCCCGGGGGGCUUCCCGCUCCCCCCUUCACCCCGCAGCUCCGGGGCGCCGCUGGCUGCGCCCUCCAACUUUGCCUCCUCGCCCCUCGCCCCCGGGGCGCGCGAACCGGACCCCGAGCGGCCACCCCGGCUCGGAGCGCAGCCCUCUCGUAGAGGAACCUGGGAGCACCGCGGCGGCGGCUGCCUCGACUUCCCCUGCGGACGCGGGAGACGACCCUCGCAGCCGGAGGAGCGGCCGGAGCGCGGCGAGUCGCACCUGAAGUGUUGCUGUGUACGAGUUGGACUCUCACUGACCCGGUGGCUGUGGAUUCUUCUCGUGAUUCAUGAUCCAGGAAACGGGACGUCACCUUUUCCCAUCUUGGCGCUGCCCUCCCAUGACGGCGAGACGAGGUUCUGGCUAGGAGACCCGUGUCCCGAGUUCACGGCCCCCUGCCACCAUGAAGGGCCCCUGCGUCAUCGCGUGGCUGUUCUCGAGCCUGGGCUGCUGGGGACUCGUCCAGGCCGAGGCAGACGCGGCGGGCUGCCAGCGCGCCGAGCACCCCAUCAUUUCCUACAAAGAAAUUGGCCCCUGGUUGCGGGAGUUCAGAGCGAAGGAUGCUGUGGAUUUCUCGCAGUUAACAUUUGACCCGGGACAGAAAGAACUUGUGGUCGGAGCAAGAAACUACCUCUUCAGGCUCCAGCUUGAGGACUUGUCUCUGAUUCAGGCUGUCCAGUGGGAGUGUGAUGAAGCCACCAAGAAGGCCUGCUACAGCAAGGGCAAGUCCCAGGAGGAAUGUCAGAACUACAUCCGGGUGCUGCUGGUGGGCGGUGACCGACUGUUCACCUGCGGGACCAACGCGUUCACGCCUGUCUGCACCAACCGAACGCUGAGCAACCUGACGGAGAUCCACGACCAGAUCAGCGGCACGGCGCGCUGCCCCUACAGCCCGCAGCACAAUUCCACGGCCCUGCUCACGGCCGGCGGCGAGCUCUACGCUGCCACCGUCAUGGACUUCCCAGGCCGAGACCCCGCCAUCUACCGGAGCCUGGGCGUCCUGCCCCCGCUCCGCACGGCCCAGUACAACUCCAAGUGGCUCAAUGAGCCAAACUUCGUGUCGUCAUACGACAUUGGCAACUUCACCUACUUCUUCUUCCGAGAAAACGCCGUGGAGCACGACUGCGGGAAGACCGUGUUCUCCAGGGCCGCCCGGGUCUGCAAGAACGACAUCGGCGGGCGUUUCCUGCUGGAGGACACGUGGACCACGUUCAUGAAGGCCAGGCUGAACUGCUCCCGCCCGGGGGAGCUGCCCUUCUACUACCACGAGCUGCAGAGCACCUUCUUCCUGCCCGAGCUCGACCUCAUCUACGGCAUCUUCACCACCAACGUGAACAGCAUCGCUGCCUCCGCAGUGUGUGUCUUCAACCUGAGCGCCAUCUCUCAGGCCUUCAACGGGCCCUUCAAGUACCAGGAAAACUCCCGCUCUGCCUGGCUGCCGUACCCCAACCCCAACCCCAACUUCCAGUGUGGCACCGUGGACCAGGGCCUGUACGUGAACCUGACGGAACGGAACCUGCAGGACGCACAGAGGUUCAUCCUGAUGCACGAGGUGGUGCAGCCCGUGAGCCCCACCCCCGCCUUCCUGGAGGACAACAGCCGCUUCUCCCACCUGGCCGUGGACGUGGUGCAGAGCCGGGACGCGCUGGUGCACAUCAUCUACUUGGCCACAGAUCACGGGACCAUUAAGAAGGUGCGGGCGCCCGUGUCGCCGGCGGUGGGCAGCUGCCUGCUGGAGGAGGUGGAGCUGUUCCCCGCGCGGCGGCCCGAGCCCGUGCGCAGCCUGCAGAUCCUGCACAGCCACGGCGUCCUGUUCGUGGGGCUCCGCGAGCACGUGGCCAGGCUCCCGCUCAGGCGCUGCCACUUCCACCGCACGCGCAGUGCCUGCAUCGCUGCCCAGGACCCCUACUGCGGCUGGGACCUGGUGAUGAAGAAAUGCACGAGCCUGGAGGAGAGCCUGAGCAUGACGCAGUGGGAGCAGAGCAUCUCCACGUGCCCGACGCGGAACCUCACCGUGGACGGGCACUUCGGGGCCUGGUCUGCGUGGACGCCCUGUACCCACACUGACGGCAGCGCCCUGGGCUCCUGCCUCUGCCGCACCCGCGCCUGCGACAGCCCGGCCCCCCAGUGCGGCGGCUGGCAGUGCCAGGGCCCCCGCAUGGAGAUCGCCAACUGUUCCAGGAACGGCGGCUGGACCCCCUGGACGUCGUGGUCACCCUGCAGCACCACCUGCGGCAUCGGCUUCCAGGUGCGCCAGCGCGCCUGCAGCAACCCCAGCCCGCGGCACGGCGGGCGCGUCUGCGUGGGCCAGAACCGCGAGGAGAGAUACUGCAACGAGCACUUCCUGUGCCCCCCGCACAUGUUCUGGACGGGCUGGGGGCCCUGGGAGCGGUGCACGGCCCAGUGCGGCGGAGGCAUUCAAGCGCGCCGCAGAACCUGCGAGAACGGGCCUGACUGUGCGGGCUGCAGCGUGGAGUACCAGCCUUGUAACACCAACCCAUGCCCAGAGUUGAAGAAGACAACGCCGUGGACACCCUGGACACCCGUCAACAUCUCGGACAAUGGUGGCCACUAUGAGCAGCGGUUCCGCUACACCUGCAAAGCUCGCCUGCCCGACCCCAACCUGCUGGAGGUGGGGAGGCAGAGAAUCGAGAUGCGGUACUGUUCGAGCGACGGCACCAGCGGCUGCUCCACGGACGGCCUGUCCGGGGACUUCCUGCGCGCGGGGCGCUACUCUGCGCACAGCGUCAACGGGGCCUGGUCGGCCUGGAGCUCGUGGUCGCAGUGCAGCCGGGACUGCAGCCGCGGCAUCCGGCAGCGGAAGCGCGUGUGCAACAACCCCGAGCCCAAGUUCGGGGGCCUGCCCUGCCUGGGCCCGUCGCUGGAGUACCAGGAGUGCAACAUCCUGCCCUGCCCAGUGGACGGCAUGUGGUCGUGCUGGUCAUCCUGGUCUACCUGCUCGGCCACCUGUGGCGGCGGCCACUACAUGCGGACCCGCUCUUGCACCAACCCGGCCCCGGCCUACGGAGGGGACAUCUGCCUCGGGCUGCACACGGAGGAGGCUCUCUGCAGCACACAGCCCUGUCCAGAGAGCUGGUCCGAGUGGUCAGGCUGGUCAGCCUGCGAUGCUUCUGGGAUCCAGGUUCGUGCCCGCCAGUGCCUGCUCCUCUUCCCGGUGGGAAACCAGUGCUCUGGGAAUGCCACGGAGAGCCGGACCUGUGUGUUUGAUUCCAACUUCAUCCCAGAAGUUUCCGUGGCCCGAUCCAGUAGCGUUGAAGAAAAGAGGUGUGGAGAGUUCAACAUGUUCCACAUGAUCGCUGUGGGCCUGAGCAGCUCCAUCCUGGGCUGCCUCCUCACGCUGCUCGUGUACACCUACUGCCAGCGCUACCAGCAGCAGUCCCACGACGCCACCGUCAUCCACCCGGUCGCCCCCGCCCCGCUCAACACCAGCAUCACCAACCACAUCAACAAGCUGGACAAGUACGACUCGGUGGAGGCCAUCAAGGCAUUUAACAAAAACAACUUGAUCCUUGAGGAAAGAAACAAAUACUUCAACCCGCAUCUUACUGGGAAGACCUAUUCUAAUGCCUACUUCACAGAUCUCAAUAACUAUGAUGAGUACUAAUAACUCUUCCCAGUGGGAGCUUCCUGGAAUUCCUCAGUACCUGUGCUCCAUGACUGCCCAUGUUUUGGAGAGUUCUGAGAUGAGGUUUGGAUCCAUUUUUAAGUGCAUUUCAAGCCACCUGUGUCCCAUGGCUGCCGAAAAUACACGUCCUUAAAAGCAACAAUAAUCUAAAUAUGGCAUCGUGAAAAAUCUGGUCUGCUAUACUUGAUCAUUGUUGAGUGAACCGUGGUGGGAAGUUGUUUUUUAUUGUAUUGAGUCCAUUUUUCUAACAAGUCCAUUGUUUCCUUGAGCCUUUGAAUCAAUGCACUGCUCCCCUUCUCCACCGGAAGGAGUCUUUAGAAACACGAACGUCAUCUUGCUCUUGAGCGUGAAUCUCAUGAUGUUUGAAUUCAAGAAAAUAGGCACUUUAUCUGAGAAACCUCUCCCUCCACCAGCAGUGCACGGGUCCAUCGGAUUUGGUACGACGAAGACUGUGGGUGGGACCAUACAGUCAUUCCCCCUUGAGAUUUCCUUUCUUCCCAAAUCUGAAUGAUGCUUUGGGAUUCUUGGGAGUGAUCAUCGUGUGUUUGGAUUCGGGAGGAUCCUUAUCAAGGAAGCGUGGGACUCCAAUUUCACCUGCACCUGCAUAAGUGAAGAAAAGUGACAUGAUACGCGCCCCCCUGGGUCUAGAAACCAUUGCCGUGUUAACGCCGGGCCGUGAGCAUGGAGAGCAAAGGCUCUGUCACGACAGAAGAGAAGGUUUUCUGCAGGUUGCUAGAAAGUAGCCUUAUUGGGAUUUGGGGAUAUUACAGGGGACACCCCACCGUCUUCAUGGUCUGGGAGCCCACCUGUCCCCAGUAGCAUCCUGAAGAGCCAGUCUGUAACAUAACCACUUACUUAGCAUUUACAUAGACUCACAUCUCCUUUCUCCUUGCAAAGAAAAAUCCCCAACACCCAGGACGUCCACUGAGACCAAGUAUCUAAAGUACUAACAUUCGAGUAGGAACCAAGUUUAUCUUUCUUCUUCCCGGUAGAAGCCCAGGUCAGCCAUCAGCCCCUACCCAGAGCAUUACUGAUGUGUAAAGGUGGCUUCCUGUGGACCGUUGCUGUACAUACAGAAGUGGUCCCCGGGGUCCUCACUGUCAUUUGCUGCGUCCAGUUCUGGAGAGGGGGUGAUGCUCAGCUCUGGUGCCUUCCGUUUCCUAUCUCAGUGUUGCCUUCCCGCCCACCCCCACCCCAUCCCCCACCCCACCUCCCUGCUCCCAAUGGCUGUCCUGGUGGCAACGGCAUGUCCACCCGUACCACGUGAGAGGGAGGCCAGAGCACCUGGAAAGAAGCCUCGAGAUAGUUCCACAACUCUGAGCAUUGAUCAUUGAUCAGCCAUUGAUCAGAGCGAGGGAGUGCUAAGGGGGCUCCAAAGAAGGGAAAGCAGGAUCUGUUGCCAACAGCGGAUACAUAACUUACAGGCAGGGUUUGAAAGUGAAGAACAAGAGGGAAGAUAUUGACCCGAUGACUGUUCAUUGUGAUCAGGGCCUGAGUGGACAGUGACACAUCCUGGUAUUGAAGUGACCCUUCAGGUCUGUGAGAAGGUGUCAGAAGAGCCCACCCAGUGUAAAGAAACGGCAGUGUCCGUGUUGAGAGACCCCUGUGUCUGGUAGCAAAGAGCACGGAGUUCAGGACGGAGCUCUGCCCUGGAGAGUAAACCCUCUCCUAACGUCGAGGUGGUAACGGAAGGCGACGCUGGCAGCCGUGGGGAUUGCAGAGGCAUGGUGCUCUGGGUCUCUCGGUGGGGGGAUCAAGCCGAGUCCUCAUACAAGGCAGUGUGCGACUGCCCUGUCCCCACCCAGUGUCCACGCCGAGGAGGUGGAACAGAGACAGAUGGCUUUCUGGCGCUUCCUAGUGGGAUUCUCAUCGACUCCUGGGACGGGCCCGUUGCUUUCUUACGUGCCACACUGUAAGAGAAACGUUUGCCAGGAAACACGUUAUAGCUGUUUUGCAUUCACCCUACCCCCACUUCAGUUUUUUCUACACUUACAGGUAAUUUUAUUCCCACUAAGAUUCUGCUGUUUCAGGAAGCAGUGCUGGCUGUGAGGGGAGUGUGGGGAUGCUGUCUGUGGCCCCCCAGCCUCAGUCAGUGACUAGGAAACACUUGGUCCCAAAAAAGAUUCACAUGUUGUUGAUGACAUAUCUCUGUGAGAUAAAUGUGCAGAAGGUUCUCUGCACAGGAAUCCUCCCCACUACCCCCCCCCCCCAACACCACGCUCCAUUCCAUGGAAAACUAUUUAGACUGGCCUUGCCCACCCUUCGCCUUGUUUAACAGAUUAUGAAACAGUUUAGAAUAAUUCUAGCUAUAUUCUAAGUAUCAUAACCACUGACAGGUAGCUUGCUUUUGUGUGACUACGGUCACGUAUGCAUCCAGCACCUCCAUAAUCCCCCACCAGACGUUCUUCACAGAGCAGCUCUUCUCUAAGUCAGAAGUUUGAAAUUCCUGCUGAAAUCUUGCUGGUCCUACUCAUGUUUCUGAGUACCUUUAUUCAUUCUCUGUCUUUUUUCUUUCCUUCCUUCCACUUUCUUUUGCUCCUCUUCGCCUCUCCUCAUCUAUCUCUUUUCUCCUUUAUCUCUCUCUCUCUCUCUCUCUCUCUCUCUCUCUCUCGUCCUUAGUUCACAUGGCACAAUUAUACUCUAGAGUUUUAAGCUGUGCCUCUUUGCCAUCGAACGGCAAUGAUUAUGCAUUGAUUUCUAGGGUUAUUUCUGGAGGUAGGUGGAGGUGGAUUUUUCCCUAGGAAAUUUGCUUUAGUUUCACACUUGAACCCAUGCUGUGGUCCCUGUGUAGUGCGUGGUCCUAUUUCUAGUUGAGGGAUGAUGAGCAUUAACCCAGGGGACACAGUUUACAGGGAGAAGAACGUGUCCCCUGAGCAUGGCACGCAGCCCGCCUGAUCACUCUCUGCUGUGAUGAGGCAGGCUUUGGUGGACCUGGGAGCUGGUCACCCCUAAACAGUAUCACACCACUCUGGGCGCCACAAGGUGCUCUGGAAAGACUGGGUCAUAAGACCCAUCAUAUGGGUCAGAGACCUGUAGCCAGGGUUCCACUGGCUCCUACAUGACACCAACAGAGAAGGAAGCCACCGCGUGAGGUCAGAUGGGUCAGAGAUUACAAAGAAGGGAGCCCAGUCAUCCCAGUCCAAGCAUGACCAAUGACCCAAGUUGGAAUCUGGGAUCUCUCUGCACAGUUCCCGGGAUCUGUGAUCCAUAUUCCAUAGUUCCAGGAUCCCUGAUCUUUAUUUACAGUCUGGAGAUCUGUGAUCUAUAUAUACAGUUCCAGGAUCCAUGAUCUAUAUGCACAGUUCCCAGGAUUCAUGAUCUAUAUAGAGAGUUCUGGAGAUCCGUGACCUAUGGACACAGUUCUGGGGAGGUUUAUCUUUGGAUUUUUCUGGGAUCUACUGGAUCAGUGGGUUGACAUUUCAGCAGAGGGUGUCCCAUUUCCUUACUCUCCCCUGGGUAUCAAAACCAUGGUGUUUCUCUUGGAUUGAUUGGUAGAAUCGAUGUACCAGAUCCUCUUUGAAGCUAUAGACAGAGCCUUAUCCCAGGGAAUCCUUUGUGCCCAGGGACCCUACUCACACAUCUUAAUAUCUUCUGUCGACGUCAAAGGAGAGGCACUUUGUCCUGGGGUCACCCAACUCAGAGUAUGUCAUUUCUUUCUCUAUUCAUGAGCCUCUUUCCCCCUCCCCGCUCCUGCCCCAUCCCCUCCUAUUUUUGAAAUAAACUGAUUUUAAAACUCCUUUUCUCAAGUUCUAGUUCCAACUGGAUUCCUUCUUAUGUGAACCCCCUCAGUGCACACUGGUUGUUGUUGGGGUUGUACAUGUUGGUGCUUCCUUGUAGCUUUUCCCUCAUUUUUCAGGAGCAUUUCGUGUGAAACCACUUGCAGCAUUGACUCUUCACCAUGUCAUUGGCUUGGAUCAGUCUCAGUUGUCCUUCCCACACCAGUGUUUCCUCGUGUAGGGCGAGUUGGUUGGGACGGCUCCCAUGAAUUCAUCAUUUUCUCUCCAAAGGGGGACCUGGGACACCUCCCUAUAGAUAUCAGACACCAGUCUGGGUGCCAGGGAAGGAGUGUGUCUCAGAGCAGUGGUCCUCGUGGGGGCUGUGCCCCAGGUCUACUAAGCGAGAGAUGACCAAGACUCGAACAACUCGUGUUAACUGUCUUCUCUCUCCAGUGAAACUAACUGAAUUUCUCAGACAUCCUUUCUUUGCUCAGCACCCCUUCCAGUAUCUCCACUGUUUCGUGGUGAUUUAGAUGGACUCCGUUGUUGCCAAGUGUGGUGGUGUGCAGCAGUGACCCAUGUUUACCAAUUAUGGGGCUCUAGAGGGUCACUCAGCCUCCUGCUUCUGGUCACUGGCCGUGAAAUGGGGAUUCCUCAGGCAUCAUCCACUCUGACCUGAGAAAAGCACAGAAGGGAAUGGCAAAUAUUGCAUAUUGUGGUGCCACAUUUAAAAAAUAUGGAAACCAGAGACCAUUGUGGAUUUUAUUUAUGCUUUUCUUCCCUAUUGAAAUCAUUAGUAGUAAUUGAUUUAAAUACCUUUAUGAAAUUGUGACCCAAUAGAUGAUGUAUUUUGCUAACCUGAUGAUACUCAGGAAAUGUAUGUUUUGCUUUAAUCCUGCUUCUUUUCUCUUUUGAAAACUGAAAUGUAAUGGAACAAGAUGUAAUGUUGGAUUACUGGCCAGCAAUUCUAAAAUAAUUACCACAUACUCCUUUUCAAAUGAACUUGUAUUAAAAAUAUGUUAUGCGUAUUUGGGGGAACAGAUGGAUGAAAGAUUUUUCAGUUAUCCUAUAUUGUAUUAUAAAAAUGGACAUUCCAUGACAGAAGUAUCAAAAACGGAAGACCUGUUCUUUUUCAAAAAUAGAGCUCAGUCUUUGGAGAGUCAUUGAAACAAAAAUUCAGAGCCUGGCACAGAGUUAGCAGAUCUAGUGAAAGCUGUCACACAGAGGGAUUCCCAGAGAUUGCAUUAGGCCUCCUGUAGAAAGCAGUAAAACUGAUUACUUAUGACCCAGUCAGUACCUAUUUUCAUCUGACAGAUAUUUUACUUCAUUGACAUGAUGGGGGCAGCUAUUCAAGGAUGCCUGAUGACCUCCAAGGGGGAGAGGAAAGAAAAAAUGCUAUCUUUGUCAGUCCUUAGAGUAGCACACAGGGCAGUCAAUCCAAUUUAUUCCAUGUUUUCAUAUUCAGUCUGGACGCCCAUGUUUUAACAUCUAACAUUUAACAUUUAAAACCAAUAGUUUUAACAUGACUGUUCAUCCUUAGUAUUUUUGAUUAUGAUGACAGUGCUGCAAAUAUUAGAGGAAUGGUAGUUCAAAUUCGAGAUGAAUACUAACCGGGAGCAAAGUCUGGACUCUGGAAAGAUCCCAGCUCCCCUUCUGUCGUGUCAUGAGAGAGCAUUGUUGGCCACCCUCUGUGUGUGCCGUUUCUUCUGUAGUCAAGUUGCCAGUGCCUUGUUUGAGAUGAUAAGUAUCAUUUCAUCUGGCUCUUGGUGGGUUGUGAUUCCAAGCAGGAGACUGAUUGGCUGUCCGUUGAGGAACAUCAUUCUCACCUGCCUCUUUUGAACUCAGGAAUGAACACAAAAGCAGCGCACAUCAUUGUGGAAGUGAGUUUGACCCCCAGUGGGGAGGAUGGCUGUGAUGAAGGACUCAGUCUAGGGAAGCCAGUUUCCAGCAUCCAGCCACCAACAUAGCUAUCAUCUCAUGUGUCCCCACAGAUUCCCCAGAAUCUGGUCUGUAGCGAGAAUGUCAUCGCGAUGUCUGUAAGUGCUUCAGGGUUUUGUUAUUGUCCUUCGAUGGGCAAGUCUUGAAUAUCCUUUCGGGAGAUCAUGACAGGCCUCGGACGACAGACACAGGUCUGGGAGGGGAGUGAGAACCACCCCCUACAUCCCCUUUUCUUCCUUUGAGUCGGUGUCAAGCAGUGUCACAUGUUCGCAGAGCCCUCACUCUUCAUUAAGAAUGAGAGCAUUAACCGGAGUUUCUUCCUACACUCAUUGCUUUCCCCAUAUACCAUGACUGUUGACCCAAAUGGGCCUUGGAUUCUGCAUUUCUGGAAGAAAGCACAGUAUGAACUUCAGUUCAAGUUCCCACAUCUGUCACCCAAACUGCAUCAUCUUUCCCCCAAAUGCACAAACAUGGUCCAAUAUGUGAUUCUUGAAAUGUGUGGAGCAAAAUUUGCCUGCUCAUGCCACCUAAUGUAAUUUUUACAGCUGUUCCAAAAUGUCAUAUGCCCUCUGUGUUAAUUUGCUGUUGCUGUUUUGUGAUACAAAAUAAACUGAUUUGCGAUUGUUUCUUUUUUAAUUUUAAUUGAACCUUCCCCCAAACCCCAACUUCUCCAAAGUCUCAUGAUAGAAAGUUACUGGCCUUAAAAUUAAUUUUUAAAAGACUAUAUUUGAAUCAUCGUGGAGCUUCUUUCGAAGGAGAUAGCAUUGCUCUUUGAAGGAGAACAUAGAGCUUGGUUGCCUGGUUGCCUUGGGAUUGCUGUGUUUCUUCCCGGGACAGUGGACUUACCACACAUGUUUUCAGUUCUUAUAUUUGAUUUUCAAGACUUCCCUCAGAGCCUUGUUGGAAAGGUACAACACAAUUUCCAGUAGUCUUCACUCUCUAGUGUUUUCUGUCAUCUGCUCCGUGAUCUCAGAUGCUCCUUGGGAGUUGUCCAACUCUGCAUCUGAGAACACCCUUUAGAGAUGUCGUGCACUGACGGUUUGCAGUCAGCCGAGGACACCAGGGACAGCUGUCAGGGCAGCCAGCUCACUGCCUGUUGCAGUGCUUCCAUCACAGAAGUUUGGAGAAGGCACAGGCCCGUGGGUGUGCUGGGCGUGGGGGAGCCCACCAGUUAGCAGAAGCCCACUCGUCCCUUUUCCAAACUCCAACUCCAAGAAGAACGCUCCUUUAAAUGAUAGUACAAGCAGCUCGGCUGUGGCUGCAUUGAGAUCGUGGUGCUCCCGCACUGUUCUUGGAGGUGCUCCUCUCUAGGCCCCAGGGCGCUCUUCGGCCUCUUCUUCAAAAAAAAUCAAGAAAUUCACAAAGAGCGAGCCGACGAACAGUGCAGCAUCCUGCUCUCAUAGCCACUCCCUCUCCACCAUCUCUCCCUCUCUCUGCCAACCUUUUUUGGGAUAAAAUAAGAGAAUUCUGAUGAUGUACAGAGUAUAAAUUGUAUUAUAUUUUUUGUACUUAUGUUUUAUGUAAAUAGUUGUCUCAUUCUAUUGUAUGUGAGCAGUGAAAUAAACCCUGUCAUUUAGGA
Sorex araneus (European shrew) is the source of this 11020-nucleotide messenger RNA. It is a transcript of the gene SEMA5A, whose product is annotated as semaphorin 5A. Bases 545 to 3766 code for a protein of 1073 amino acids. Gene Ontology annotation, molecular function: chemorepellent activity; semaphorin receptor binding. The transcript has 23 exons. The record is from RefSeq and is a predicted model, not a curated record. NCBI's taxonomy places the organism in Eukaryota, Metazoa, Chordata, Mammalia, Eulipotyphla, Soricidae. Gene Ontology annotation, biological process: axon extension; positive regulation of cell migration; axon guidance.